Messenger RNA from Cololabis saira (Pacific saury), 2838 nucleotides. It is a transcript of the gene noc3l, whose product is annotated as NOC3-like DNA replication regulator. NCBI's taxonomy places the organism in Eukaryota, Metazoa, Chordata, Actinopteri, Beloniformes, Belonidae. The transcript has 21 exons. Bases 131 to 2560 code for a protein of 809 amino acids. The record is from RefSeq and is a predicted model, not a curated record. Gene Ontology annotation, biological process: DNA replication initiation. Gene Ontology annotation, cellular component: nucleolus. Gene Ontology annotation, molecular function: chromatin binding.
GCCAGUGGAGGUCACACGUGUCCAACUCUCACCAGGACUGUUGUUUUUAUUAUUAUUAAACCCCCUCGGACUCGGACUCGGGUUCUGCUUGUGUUCUGCGGAGACCUGCCCACGGAGCCUUCCCGCCGCCAUGGCCCCGCAACGCUCCAAUAAGCGCCGGCCCUCGUUCCGGCGCCUGCUGAAGACGAGCGGCGUGAAGCUGGAGAACAAGCUGAAGAACCGUCAGCUGAAGCAGGAGAAUGUCGCCAGGAAGCAGGUCAAAGAGCAGAAGAGGCUGCGGGCAGCAGUGAAGGGCGUCGCCCUCCAGACGCCCCGGCCCCUGGAAACGUACAGGAAGAGACCAGAGGAGGAAGAGGACGAGGAAGAGUUUUUAGAGACUCUGCCGACUGACAUGAUGGACGAAGACGACCUGGAGCAAAUGACCACCAUGGCCCAACAAGCCUCCUUCAUCACCAGAGACUUGUCGGCAUGCGGGCCGGUCCACAGCGGGAAGAAGAGGGCCUCAGACGUGGUCCGCAGCUACGAGAAGGUCCCGAGGAAGAUGGUGAGGAUGGAAGAGAAGGACGUCAUCCACCUGCUGCCCAUCAAAGACAAGAGCGGCGUGAUCCCUCAGAGCUUCGAAAGAGUUCGUGACAACCAGCCGGAGGAGGAAGAAGAAGAAGAGGAGGAGGAGAAGGCGGUUCCGGUAGAACCCAGCCACGAGGAAAACGGGGCGGUGCCAGCGAGCCUGGCGUGGCUGACGCCGCUCCAGAGGGAGCAGCUCAGACUCCAGACCUUAACCAUGAAGAAGCGGAUCAUCGCCGGCCUGGCGUCCACCAUCAUCUCCAACCCCUAUAGCAACAUGAAGCGGGUGAAGGAGCUGCGGGGGAUGCUGAUGGAGGCCGACCCCACCGUGGCGGUGUCGGUCCGGAAGCUGGUGAUGGUUUCUCUGAUGGAGGUGUUCAAGGACGUCGUCCCCGCCUUCAGAAUCCGACCUCUGACUGCCGCGGAGAAAAGCGCCAAGGUGAAGAAGGACACGCAGAAUCUCAGAGAGUUCGAGGAAGGCUUAGUGAGUCAGUACAAGUUUUACCUGGAGGACUUGGAGCAGGUCAUCAAAGACUGGAAGCAGAGUAAGAGGAAGCGCAGUCAGGCGGUGAGUCUGGAGUCGUACCGCGGCCUCGCCGAUGUCGCCAUCCGCUGCCUGAGCGAGCUGCUCGUCGCGCUGCCGCACUUCAACUUCCACAACAACAUCCUCGUCGUCCUCGUUCCGCUGAUGAACGACCCCGCCAAGAAGGUGUCAGAAAUGUGCUGUGAAGCCUUCAGGAACCUCUUCAAAGAGGAUAAAGUGGGCGGGCCCUCGCUAGCCACCGUGCGAGUCAUCUCUGGCCUCGUCAAGAGCCUGAACUACAACGUCAGACCUGAGGUGCUGCGGACUCUGCUGAGCCUGAGGAUCAAGGACGUGGACAUGAGGAGGGACCUGGAGGUCAUGGCACCAAAGAAGAAGUUUAUGACCUACAAAGAGAAGAAGAAGAACCUGUCCAGGAUGCAGAGGAAGUGGAAGAAGGCGGAGGACAAGCUGGAGAAGGAGCUGCUGGAGGCCGAAGCCUCUGAGAAUAAGGAGAUCAAGAUCAAGCUGCACACGGAGACUCUGAACAUCGUCUUCCUCAUCUACUUCAGGAUCCUGAAGAAGGCUCAGAAAUCGGUUCUCCUCCCUACGGUUCUGGAGGGACUGGCCAAUUUUUCCCACCUGAUCAACCUGGAGUUCUUUGAUGACCUGCUGAAUGUGCUGCAGAACCUCAUCCAAUCAGGAGAUCUGACCAAUCGGGAGAGUCUUUACUGCAUCCAGACCGUCUUCACCAUCCUGUCCGGACAAGGUGACGCUCUGAACAUCGACCCUCUGAAGUUUUACUCCCAGCUGUACAGAAUGUUGCCGUGGCUGCACGCAGGAGCGGCCGGCGAUGACCUCAUCAUCGUGCUGCGGUGCCUGGACGCCAUGUUGACUCGCCGCAGGAAACGGGUGACCUUGCAGAGGGCCAUGGCUUUCGUGAAACGCCUGAGCACGCUCAGUCUGCACGUCCUGCCUGACGCCAGCGUGGGAAUCCUCUCCGCCAACAGAGCCGUUAUGCACGCGUUCCCGAGGUGCGACUUCCUGCUGGACAACGAGAUUCAGGGCAGCGGCUCCUACCUGCCGGAGCUGGACGAACCCGAGCACUGUAACGCUCAGAACACGGCGCUCUGGGAGCUUCACACACUCCAGAGACAUUACCACCCGGUGGUGCGGCGGUUUGCUCUCCACCUGAGUAAGGGGGCUCCCAGCGAGGGAUCGUCGGUGCUGAGCACGGAUCUGAGCCGCAGGUCGCCGCUGGACCUGUUUCAAGACUACAGCAUUAAAGACAUGACGUUUAACCCUCCUGUAGGCAAGCCGGGCUCCAAGAAGAAGGAUCAGUUCACGGUUGGAGCGUCGCGGCUGGAUGAGGAGUUGCAGCGGCAACUCGAAGGUGCCCAGACUGUUGCCGUGGAAACACCACUGGACUUUGCUGCGAACAUACGCAAACAGACUCUCCAAGAGGAAGAUUUGUAAUCAGGAAAAUCACUUUCUCUUAAGAUUUUCAAAAUAAUUCCUGGAUGAACUUUUGUUUAAGAACAGACUUUCAAAAUAAAAGUUCGCUUUGGGCGCCGCCUUCUGCUGUCGGAUUCUGUCGUCACCUGAACAUCAGGAAUUAAGACAUCAAAUGGACCAACUGGACUGACAUUUUAGAAACCAUCAAUCAAGAAAACAAACACAAAUGUUCCCGUCUAAAAUCAUGUUUACCGGUAGAUGGGAUCUGUGCCGCCUUCAAAAUAAAAGCUCCCAACAUC